UUUAUUUAUUCUGGUAUUUAUAUAUUUAUUGUUUUUGCAGGUUUCGUCCUCCAUAAAAGAUAUGAUUGUAAAAUACAUGAUGAACGUCAUCCUCCACUCCUUCAUUAGUAAAAUCAUAAAUGGGCUUUAUUUCGAUGACGCAUUAGUGAUACUGAAAGCUGAUUGGCUUGAUGGUUAUAUAUGCGGAAAAGAGCCAAUUUAAUCAAUCUCUAGAGUUUAUAAGAUGUCCGAUUUAUCCUCCCUUGUGCCUUUUUACACGCAUUUUGGACAGAAGCAAUGCCUACAUGAUCCAUUAGACUGUAAGUGCCUUAAUUGCGAAGUGGACGCUUUUGCUCAAUUAUGAAUAGGCUAAUGCAGAUUUUGGACACGAAUAUUUCCAAGGAUUUUAAUAAUAAUAAUAACAACAACAAUAACUGUUCAGAAAGAAUAAAAAUUAUAUUUAUUAAAGAAAACGUCCAAAUGAAGUUUGAAACAGUCAAUAAAUGUGUUCCGAUUCGACGUGCGCUCACGCGCUCUUCUCAUGUGCACGUGCAUGCAUGCGAUGAGUUGCUAUAGCGACGCGUGUUAUGAAUUCUGACUGAAUAUAUACACUCGAACCGAUCACUGUCUGUCGGUUGAGAGACGAAUUUACAGACUUUUGCAGAGUAUUUUCUGUGCGAAUCUUGUGACUUGGAAGCUGCUGGAGGAUUUCUGAGAGGAGACUUUUAUUCUAGAAGACAUCGCAGGAUAUAUCCUUUUUAUAUAAAGUUAUAUUUUUGAAAGAGUUCCUAUUAUUUUUGAGGAUACUUUUAUUUCAUUGUUCUUCUCUUAUUUUAGAAGGAGUUUGUUUUUAUUUCUUUUUUUUUAUUUUAUUAAUUUUUGUUUUGUUUUAUUUUUUUAUUUUCUGUGGAGGAGUAUUUCUGAGGAGAGUUGUAUUUUAUUGUAUUGCAUUUUGUAUUGUAUUUUGUAUAGUUUUUAUUGCAGAUUGCAGGAAGAUGUCGAUGGCUCACAUGAUGGGUGAAAGAGGAGGUCAGGCUGUCAGGUCCGCCGACAGCUUCGAUGGAUGGCUGUGCCCUCCGCUGCCAGGUCAAGUUCCUGUCGAGCCAAAGGAGACGUUACGUGGCCUAACUGCCCAGGGUGCCAUGGAGGCUUCUCCUGUGAGCGAGAGCUCAACAGAAAAACCUACAGAACGCAGGAAGAGGAAAAGAAUUCGUUCUUUCCUCAACAGGCCGUGGAAGGCGAUGAAGAGUCCUUUCCGGUGCUGUUGCCCCUGUAGUGAUGUGGAUGUUGUGGAGCCUUUUGUCCCUCCACCAGAUCUGGAGCCAGAGCCUGAUCCCGAGCCACCGUCACCUGCUCCAGAUCUGGAGCCAGAGUCUGAUCCCGAGCCGCCGUCACCUGCUCCAGAUCUGGAGCCAGAGUCUGAUCCCGAGCCACCGUCACCUGCUCCAGAUCACUCCGGCGUCAAGCCAAUUAAUGAAAAACCUACAGAACGCAGGAAGAGGAAAAGAAUUCGUUCUUUCCUCAACAGGCUGUGGAAGGCGAUGAAGAGUCCUUUCCGGUGCUGUUGCCCCUGUAGUGAUGUGGAUGUUGUGGAGCCUUUUGUCCCUCCACCAGAUCUGGAGCCAGAGCCUGAUCCCGAGCCACCGUCACCUGCUCCAGAUCUGGAGCCAGAGCCUGAUCCCGAGCCACCGUCACCUGCUCCAGAUCUGGAGCCAGAGUCUGAUCCCGAGCCGCCGUCACCUGCUCCAGAUCUGGAGCCAGAGUCUGAUCCCGAGCCACCGUCACCUGCUCCAGAUCACUCCGGCGUCAAGCCAAUUAAUGAGUCCUUUGAGUCUCUGUAUAACGUGGGAGCGAUGCUUGGAUCCGGAGGAUUUGGCAGGGUGUACGAGGGAACGCGCAAAUUUGAUGGCAAAAAGGUUGCCAUCAAGCAGAUGCUCAAGAUUGACAACGAUCGUUAUCUUCAUAUUCCUGGGCACCCCAAACCUCUCGUUACCGAAGUGGCGCUGCUGCUGAUGAUGAGGCGAGAACCCAUAUGCCCCUACGUCAUACAUCUAUACGAGUGGUUUGAACAUCCUCAAACGUUCACUCUCGUUAUGGAGUACCCGGAACCCUGCGAGAGCCUGCAUGACUUCAUCGCCCGUAACCCUCGACUGUGUGAACCAGCCGCACAGCUCAUCGUGCUACAGGCUAUGAUGGCGCUACUACACUGCCUCGAGCGUGGUGUUUUUCACCAUGACAUCCAUGCUGAGAAUUUCCUGUGGAACAAAGACACGUUUCGUCUCAAGCUGAUAGACUUUGGCUGCGGUCAGCUAUUUAGUAGUGAUGGCUACGAGAGCAAAAUAUACAUCGGAGCACCGCUUUACUGCCCACCUGAAGUCCUGACCGAACCUCGCUUCCACGCCGUCCCAACAAAUGUCUGGGCCCUAGGAGUCUUGUUGUAUAAGAUGGUGAACGGAUGUCUUCCUUUUCGCAGUAGAAGAGAAAUCACACAGGCCAAAAUUACAUUUCAUAACUCCACAUUAUCCGAAGAAUGUGCAGAUCUGAUUAGCCAGUGCCUAGCCCGGGAUCCCACUAAACGGCCGACGUUAGAGCAGAUGUUUCAGCAUGAAUGGAUUACAAGUGAUCUAGAUUGGGGAAGUUCAGGAGAUUCAGUCUGUCUGUGAUUUCAGGAAAUAACAUACUUGCUGUCCUUGGUGGAAGACUUGACCCGAAGCCUGAAGUCCAACCCCAACCCGACAGGGAACUCGGAGCCCGUCCACGUCUGAGCGAGAACACGAGAGACUGCGAGACUGGAACCAAAUCAUCAAGUCAUCCCAGCCACAUUUGCUUUGUUUUAAAAUGAAUUUUUGCUUUGUUUUUUAAAAAGUCAAGACACCUCAUCUUUAUUUAUAUAUAGCGCCUCGUAUAUGACCGAUCUGUACAUAUGUAUAUAUCAUUUUUGAAUUAAAGAAAUGUUUUUUUUAAACAGUCUCGGCCUAGGAGGAACCUUUGAAGUGAAAAGGCAAAGACCUAUUUUUGUGCUUCCCAAAAUAAAACUAAAUAAAAAUGUAAAUAAAACUCUA
Molecule: messenger RNA, 3041 nt
Organism: Megalobrama amblycephala (Wuchang bream)
Lineage: Eukaryota; Metazoa; Chordata; Actinopteri; Cypriniformes; Xenocyprididae
Product: serine/threonine-protein kinase pim-3-like
Exons: 10
Coding region: 975-2642 (555 amino acids)
Biological process (GO): protein autophosphorylation; negative regulation of apoptotic process; regulation of mitotic cell cycle
Cellular component (GO): cytoplasm
Molecular function (GO): ATP binding; protein serine/threonine kinase activity
Source: RefSeq, a predicted model, not a curated record